This is a messenger RNA of Zerene cesonia (dogface butterfly), 947 nucleotides long. RefSeq names its product glucose-induced degradation protein 8-B homolog. Gene Ontology annotation, biological process: proteasome-mediated ubiquitin-dependent protein catabolic process. Lineage: Eukaryota; Metazoa; Arthropoda; Insecta; Lepidoptera; Pieridae. Gene Ontology annotation, cellular component: cytoplasm; nucleus. Gene Ontology annotation, molecular function: protein binding. The transcript has 4 exons. The record is from RefSeq and is a predicted model, not a curated record. Bases 113 to 817 code for a protein of 234 amino acids.
UCUUUCGAAAUACGUCAAUAUUUUACUCAGUCCUUUAUUGUUAUUCAUUGAUUAUUUAAUUUCGAUUUGGUUUUAUUUAGACUACUUCAACCGUAUCACUCUAAAUUACAUUAUGAGUUUUGAAACUGCUGCUACCAAUGGGAACGAUAAACCUGAACGCAAAUACUAUGAUCGUACAAAAUCAGACGACUUGCAAAUAUCGAGAACGGAUAUGAAUAUGUUGAUUAUGAAUUAUUUGGUUACAGAGGGUUUCAAAGAAGCUGCAUUAAAAUUUCAACAAGAGGCAGGUUUACAGGAGCCUGCACUGUGUAGCUCUUUAGAUGAAAGAAUAAUGAUCAGAGAAGCAGUACAAGGUGGGCGUAUUUCUGAAGCCAUUGCCAUGGUCAAUGCUUUACAUCCAGAGCUACUGGAUAACGAUCGAUAUCUUUAUUUUCACUUACAGCAACUUCAAUUAUUAGAACUAAUAAGAGCUGGUCGGGCUGAAGAAGCUUUAGCCUUCGCUAGUGCCACACUUGCUGAGGCUGGAGCAAAUGACCGCAAUGCUCUCACUGAACUCGAGAGGUCACUGGCCCUUUUGGCCUUUCCUGAUCCACAUGCAUCUCCCUUUGCAGACCUUCUGCUUCCUUCUCAUAGUCAAAAAAUUGCAAGUGAACUAAAUGCAGCAAUAUUAAAAAUGGAAAAUCAAGAAUACACAAACCCAAAACUCUGCAGUCUUUUAAGAAUGAUUCUUUGGUCUCAAAGCGAGCUUGAUAAACACAAUGUAAAAUAUCCAAAAAUGACAGACCUUGCUAAUGCAACUAUAGAGCAGCCAAAAUGAGGCAUUAAAUAAUAAGUUUUGGGUAUAGCUAAUAAGAUUUUAAUAGUAAGAUCACCGAGAGUAAACUUAUACAUGAAGUUGUAUGUCAUAACAUUUAAUGUAAUAAUAAAAAGAUCACAAUAAUUUUAAA